Molecule: messenger RNA, 2178 nt
Organism: Fusarium coffeatum
Lineage: Eukaryota; Fungi; Ascomycota; Sordariomycetes; Hypocreales; Nectriaceae
Exons: 2
Coding region: 1-2178 (725 amino acids)
Biological process (GO): polyphosphate catabolic process
Cellular component (GO): membrane; fungal-type vacuole
Molecular function (GO): endopolyphosphatase activity; exopolyphosphatase activity
Source: RefSeq, a predicted model, not a curated record
AUGACACUCACAGGCGCCCGACUGCUCGUGGCAGCCGCCCUAUUCUUCCCUAACGUUUCUCCGUCGCCAAUUUUCGAAGCCGGUCAAAAAGUUCUCGAUGCCAUCACAGGAGCACGCGAUUCUAUAGAAACAAUACCACACAUUCAACAACCAAGUCGCAAGUUGAAGGGAAAAUUUCUGCAUCUAACAGAUUUCCACCCUGACAGUUUCUACAAGGCUCAUUCUUCCACGGCAGAAGGCGUUGCCUGUCACCGCGGAGAGGGCUCUGCUGGUCUAUAUGGCGCCGAAACCACCGAUUGCGACUCCCCCGUGGAACUCGUCGACGCGACACUGGACUGGAUUCGGGCUCAUGUAAAGGAUGAUAUUGACUUUGUUGUAUGGACUGGUGACACCGCACGCCACGAUAGCGAUGAGAAGCGACCACGAAACGCCAGUCAGGUGUUGAAUAUGAACACCAAGGUCGCCAAGAAAGUUGUCGACACUUUCUCUGAUCAUGGCGCGCUGUCUAUUCCUGUUAUCCCAACCUUUGGCAAUAACGAUUUUCUCCCCCACAAUAUCUUUUAUCCUGGACCAAACAAAUGGCUGCAGGCCUACAGCAGCAUAUGGCACCGCUUCAUCCCCGAAGAGCAGCGCCACUCUUUUGGCUUUGGCGGCUGGUUCGAGGUUGAGGUUAUUCCCAACAAGCUGUCUGUCAUUAGUCUCAACACCAUGUACUUUUUUGAUCGCAACGCCGGGGUAGAUGGCUGCGCCAUUCCCUCAGAACCCGGUUUCAAGCAUAUGGAGUGGUUGAGUGUUCAACUGCAGCGUCUGCGUGACCGUGGAAUGAAGGCCAUCCUGAUCGGUCAUGUUCCUCCUGCUCGAACAAGGAAUAAGCAGCUCUGGGACGAAACUUGCUGGCAGAAAUAUACGCUAUGGUUGAAGCAGUUCCGCGAUGUUGUUACGGGCUCUGUCUACGGACACAUGAACAUUGAUCAUUUCCUGUUCCAGGACACAAAAGACAUCGACCUGAGUCUUUAUGAACAGUCUGGCAUCUCUCGCGAACCUAUCGAGGAUGAUUUCUCUAUUGAAUCAAAAGGCGACUACUUGAUUGAUUUGAGAAAGUCGUGGUCUAAUUUGCCAGGCGAAGCUGCAAAAGCAAUGGGAGAAGAUUUCACCGGCGACGACGAUGACAGCCUUGUUAUGCAAGCUAGUGACGUGGACGAAUUGGGAAACAGAAAGAAAGGAAAGGGAAAGAAGGGUAAAAAGAAGAAGGGACAUGGCAAAAUUGGAGGCAAGUACGGCGAGCGAUACCAAGUAUCUCUUGUCAGCCCCAGUGUUGUUCCCAACUACUUUCCCACGAUCCGCAUCAUCGAGUAUGAUAUCAGUGGUCUGGAAAACAAUCCAGUCUGGACUGACUCAAUCGACGUUCGCACUGAGGUGCCGGACGAAUUUCCAAGUGUCAUCGAAGAUGAAGACGAUGGAGCUCAUCAGGAGCUCAAGAGAGAUCUCGAAGCCGAGCGAAAGAAGAAAAAGAGCCACCGCAAGAAGGGUAGAAAAGGAAAGAAGGGCAAGAAAGGCAAAAAGAAGCCCAAAAACCCCGAACUUGUGGUGCCCGAGGAUCCUCCCAAGGGAUCGCUUCCUGGUCCUGCAUACUCUCGCCAGCCCUUUACCUUCUUGGGAUACACACAGUACUUUGCCAAUCUCACCUAUAUCAACAACGACAUGACCGACUUGACCGCGAUGAGUAAGUGGCGCGAUGGUGACUUCAGUGAUGAAGUACCCAACCACGACAAGCCCCGACCAAAUAAGUUCAAAUACGAGGUUGAAUACAGCACCUUCACCGACAAGAUAUUCAAGCUGCCUGAUCUGACAGUCCGAAGUUAUCUGCGACUGGCGUCUAGAAUUGCCAAGAGAAAGGCGAAGAAGGGCAAGGGCAAGUCCGUUCAAGAGUACAACGAUGAUUUCGAAGAUGACUCAGACGAUGAUGAUGACGAGGAGGAAGAUGAAGUCUCUGACCUUUUAGAGCAUGAUGAUGACAAUGACGACCAACAGCCCGAGUCCGACUUUGAUAGCACCAGGAAGGGCAAGAAAAAGAAGAACAAGCGGAGGAAGAGCAACAAGGUCUGGAAGCAUUUCCUUCGGGAAGCCUUCGUUAGCACGAUCCCCGAGAAGAAGCUCAAGAAGUGGUCACGUAAAUGA